Molecule: messenger RNA, 807 nt
Organism: Guillardia theta CCMP2712
Lineage: Eukaryota; Cryptophyceae; Pyrenomonadales; Geminigeraceae
Exons: 2
Coding region: 1-807 (268 amino acids)
Molecular function (GO): protein binding
Source: RefSeq, a predicted model, not a curated record
AUGGAGAAGCAUCUUGACAUCAAGGAGGUGCAGGAGUAUGCCUGCUUGGCGCUUGGGAACCUGGCGGGAAAAAACGACGCGAACAAAGAGAAGAUCAGGAAGGCAGGGGGCAUCGAGGCGAUCUUGGCGGCUAUGGAGAAGCAUCCGGGGAGCGAGGACGUACAGAAGUAUGCCUGCUAUGUGCUGGGGAACCUGUCUGCCAACGGCAAGCAGGUGGUUGGCGACCGAGAAGAAACCUGGGGACAUGUUCAGCUUGCGUGUAGGCAAUUCCAAGAUAUGAUCCAAAAAGCACACAACGAAGUCAUGAAGAAGAUCAAGGUAAGACUGCAGCAGAGCUGGAGGAAACAAAGGGUACAGGUCAAUUCAUGGUGGGACACUCCAAUACGCAUCGUGAUGGAAGCGAUGGGGACUUCAAUGCACCGAGAAGGGCAAUGGAUACCAGACGGUUGCUGCUACUUUGCAAGCAUCAAACGCAUUGUCCUCAUCGAAUUUGCAAGGACAUCGGAAUAUGACGGAGUCGAACAAACAAGUCUGGAAUGCCUGAAGAAGAAAUUUCAGGAAAAGGAAGAGAAAUAUGCCCCCCUACGAGCAGAAAUCACAGCUUUGCUACCUGACCAUGAAGUGGAACAAGCAACAUUCAUAGCUGGAGUGAAAGGAUCGAUCAUGGAGAGGGAAUGGCAUGAGAAUUUCAGGAGGCUAAGGGUGGAUGACACGGAAUGGGAAGGCAUCAAGACAGCAGCAAUCAAGCAACUGCUGGCGGUACAACAUACGCUAUGGACGGCAAGAAGGGUAAGAGAGUCGAUGUAG